GUCUACUGAAGACGAAGCACCUACUUAAGGUACUACCUUACCUUACCUAAGGUACUCAUCCAGCGGUUCGCCAGUAGCACGAUAACGUCGAAGACUACAAUCGCCAGGAAUUGCCCAUCAUGUCUCUCUCACGACACGUCGACCCCGAAGACAUCAUCCACCAUCUCCAAGACCUGCGCAUGCCCUCCUCGCAGGCCACCAGCAGCAGCACCGGCGGCCAACAACAGACCCUGCAGCACCUGACGCCCUUCUCCACGCCCUAUGCCAGCCAGCGCGACAUCCCCAAGUACCAGAUCCCUCGGGAGGGGGCGCCCGGCGACACCGUGUACGAGAUGCUCAAGGAUGAGCUGGACCUUGACGGCCGCACCAACCUAAACCUGGCCAGCUUCGUCGACACGUAUCUCGAGGAGAACGCGCAGAAGCUGAUGGUGGAGAACGCGGGCAAGAACCUGGCCGACAACGACGAGUACCCCGCCAUGCUGGCUAUUGCCAACAGAUGCGUCUCGAUCCUGGCGCAUCUGUGGGGUGUGCGGAAGGGAGAGAGCGCCGUGGGAUCGCCGACGGUCGGGUCGUCGGAGGCGAUCAUGCUGGGGGGGUUGGCAAUGAAGCGGCGGUGGCAGGAACGGAGGCGAGCGGCUGGGAAGGAUACGCUCAAGCCGAACAUCAUCAUGGGCGCCAACGCUCAGGUCGCGCUGGAGAAGUUUGCGAGAUACUUUGAAGUGGAGGCAAGGAUCCUGCCGGUGUCGAAGAAGAGCAAGUUCUGCCUGGACCCGGAGCUGGUGAGGGAGAAUGUCGAUGAGAACACGAUUGGCGUGUUCGUGAUUCUGGGGAGCACGUACACGGGGCAUUUCGAACCAGUGGAGACGGUGUCGAAAAUGCUCGAUGAGUACCAGGAGAAGACGGGAAUUGACAUCCCGAUCCACGUGGAUGCGGCUAGUGGCGGUUUCGUGGCGCCGUUCACGCAUGCUGGGGCAGGCGGCCAGAAGUGGAACUUUGAGAACCCUCGGGUCGUUUCGAUCAACGCCUCAGGCCAUAAGUACGGCCUCGUCGCCCCCGGCAUCGGUUGGAUCAUCUGGCGUGACAAGGCCUGUCUGCCAAAGGACCUCAUCUUUGAGCUGCACUACCUCGGCGGCACCGAGGAGUCUUACACGCUCAACUUCUCGCGCCCCGGUGCACAAGUCAUUGUGCAGUAUUACAAUCUCAUCCAUCUCGGCUUCAACGGCUACCGCGAGAUCAUGGAGAACUGCCUCGCCAACGCGCGCAUCCUGUCCAAGAGCCUUGAGGCCACGGGCUGGUACACGUGCCUCAGCGACAUCCAUCGACCCGCCCCGGAGACAACUAACACCGCGGAAGCGGCCGCGGCAGCUGUCAAAGGCGCAGUCAGCAGCGCCGUAGGCCGCACGGAGGAAGCCGGGCCGGGCCCCGAAACCUCGGCGGCAUACGUCGCCGGUCUCCCUGUAGUCUCGUUCCGCUUCUCCGACCAGUUCCGCCGGGAGUACCCGCACAUCAAGCAAGAAACGGUCUCCCUGUUGCUGCGCGCGCGGCAGUGGAUCAUCCCCAACUACGCGCUGCCGCCCAACGAGUCCGACACCGAGAUCCUGCGGGUCGUGAUCCGCGUCAGCAUGAGCUUCGAUCUGCUGGACCGGCUGGUGGCCGAUAUUGUGCAGGUGACGGAGCAGCUGAUGGAGAAGGACGAGGUUGAUCUGUUGGGCGUCCUGCAUGAGCAGAAACAUCGGAGGAAGCCGGUCACGAAGGAAGAGAGGGCGGAGAAGGAGAAGAAGAGGGAGGAGAGGAAGCACAAGGGUGGAACAAUGGGCGGUGUGAAGGAGGCAGGAAAGGACGUGAAGAAGCGCAUGGAGGACGGGAUCCAUCGGACGGUGUGCUAAGGAUGGAUGGUGCUGUGCCGGGUGAGAAGGCCCGAGUCGCCAAUGCGUUUAACCUUCUUUCCUUAUUGCAUUUCUUCCCCUGGACAAUA
This is a messenger RNA of Chaetomium strumarium, 1975 nucleotides long. RefSeq names its product glutamate decarboxylase. The record is from RefSeq and is a predicted model, not a curated record. NCBI's taxonomy places the organism in Eukaryota, Fungi, Ascomycota, Sordariomycetes, Sordariales, Chaetomiaceae. Bases 120 to 1886 code for a protein of 588 amino acids. The transcript is spliced from 4 exons. Gene Ontology annotation, molecular function: pyridoxal phosphate binding; glutamate decarboxylase activity. Gene Ontology annotation, biological process: L-glutamate catabolic process. Gene Ontology annotation, cellular component: cytosol.